GUGGAAGAAGCAGCGUUGCUUGUGACGGACCUUCUGCUUUGGCGCGGCAACGUGAAGGAUAUCGACACGGUCUUGUCUUUGACGCUUGUGCUGCAGAAGAGCAACAUAGGUGUGCUUGAACUCUCUUUGAAUCACCACCAGAUCGCCGCUGUUAAAUACUCAAGUCGUUCGACAGCUCCACGAGCUACGGUUUGCAUUGGCGGCGUCUCAAGGGCCUAG
This is a messenger RNA of Phytophthora sojae, 219 nucleotides long. RefSeq lists its product as hypothetical. Lineage: Eukaryota; Oomycota; Peronosporomycetes; Peronosporales; Peronosporaceae. The transcript has a single exon. The record is from RefSeq and is a predicted model, not a curated record. The annotation marks the transcript as partial.